Messenger RNA from Penicillium verrucosum, 348 nucleotides. RefSeq lists its product as uncharacterized. The transcript has a single exon. The record is from RefSeq and is a predicted model, not a curated record. Bases 1 to 348 code for a protein of 115 amino acids. NCBI's taxonomy places the organism in Eukaryota, Fungi, Ascomycota, Eurotiomycetes, Eurotiales, Aspergillaceae.
AUGGAGGACCCGGAGGCGAGGAAGAGACGUAACGAGAUGCAGAACAAGAGAAGGGCAGACCCAGAGUUGAGAAAGAAGUACGCCGAGCAGCAGAGAGAGAGAAGGAGGAAGAAGGAGGACCCAGAGAAGAUAAAGAAGGCAAAGGAGAAGCAGAAAGAGCGUUACAACAGAAAGAAGUUGGAAGAGGACCCGGAGGCGAGGAAGCGGCGCCUCGAGAAACAAGCGGAGUACAAGAGAAAGAAAAGGGAGGACCCAGAGCGGAGGGAGAAGGAUCUCGAAAAGCGGAGGGCAGCCGAUAAGCGGAGGAGGGAAGCCAAGAAGCAAACAGUGGAUGAAGAAGAGGCAUGA